AUGUUGCUAACGAGUUAAAUGAUAAAAGUAAAUUAACAAUUGAAAAAGGAAAAAGAAUAUUUUUUGGAAAGAAAUAAAAAAAUUGAUUAUUAUUAUUGUGAUUGUUGUGCUAACUAUAUUAGUGAUCUACAGAUUAAAAUAUUUAAUAAAAUGAAAACUAGGAACUCUGAUAGGCAAAAGUAUUCACCACAAAAUUCUUUUGUCUAUGUCUGCCUUUAUAUUAUUUAUUUAUACUCAUUAUAAUAGAAUGUAUCUAUGAGUGAGUACCCUUUUCCUAGUGCACAAUAAACUCCAAUUAGGAGAAGAGGACCAAUACAUAAGAAGCCUAAAUAGACAAUGAUUAAUUUGAAAAAAAAUAAAUCUUAAAGGUAAUUUAUCUGCUAUGAGGAUAAAGAUUUAAAUAUUCCUUAAGAAUAUUAAUCAAUCCUAUAAAAACAUAAAUCUGAUGAUGAUAGAGAAUCCGAUGAUGAAUAAAUUAAAUAUGCCAUUAACUAUUUGUAUAAAGACUUGUUGUUAUGUUUGGAAAAAGAAAAAAAAUGA
Paramecium tetraurelia is the source of this 540-nucleotide messenger RNA. RefSeq lists its product as uncharacterized. The transcript is spliced from 4 exons. Lineage: Eukaryota; Ciliophora; Oligohymenophorea; Peniculida; Parameciidae. The record is from RefSeq and is a predicted model, not a curated record.